UAAUUUUUUUUUUUGUGUUUUCACUCAAAAUAAUUUUUCUUAUUUUACUUUUCAUUCAACCAAAUUUAAAAAAAUGGAUUGUCUUAUGAAAUUGGGGUCAAAAGCUCUUGGCAUUGAUGCUUUUAUGAAAUUACCAAAAAAAAAUCCUUGGUCAUUUUGGACGGGUAUUUGUGUACUUGUUCUUUGUUUAUUAUUCUGGUUAGGAACAUUUAUGUUGAAUAAAUUUUCAUUUGUCGACGAAUCAUUAUUGCCAAUAACGAUGGCAACAAUAACAACAAAUACAAUAGUAACAACAACAAUACAAUCAGUUAUUGAUAAACCAAAAGAUGAAUAUGAUAAAUGUUUGAAAAUAAUCGAUACUAAAUCAACUCAAUCAUCAUCAUCAAUGGUAAAAUUAGUGGGAAAAUGUUGUCCAGAACCAGAUGAUUGUAAAUGUUUUCUAGAUAAUAAAACUAGAAAUAUUAUAAAAAAAUCAUGUCCAGAAUUAUUUACAAAAAAUUUUGCCCAAAUUUGUUAUCCUUUACAAAGAUAUAAACGACAAACUAUUGUUGAGAAUAAUUCCAUUGAUAAUAGAAUUAUUUCAUUCAAAUUAAAAUUUCGAGAAAAUUAUUCAAUCGUCGAAUAA
This is a messenger RNA of Dermatophagoides pteronyssinus (European house dust mite), 625 nucleotides long. RefSeq lists its product as uncharacterized. Lineage: Eukaryota; Metazoa; Arthropoda; Arachnida; Sarcoptiformes; Pyroglyphidae. The record is from RefSeq and is a predicted model, not a curated record.